AGUUGAAUUCUAAGUCGAAGGCCGUUUAUUAUUCUCAUCGCUCUUUCUCUUUCUCUCCCUCUCCCUCUCCCUCGCCAUUUUCAUCUUCAGCAUCUGCGUUUUUCUUUCUGAACAAGUGAAUAAAAAUUGAACCCCUUCACGGUUCUAACAUUCUGCACACAACCAUCGACCCACAUUAUUAAUCUUAUUCAUAUCCAUAUCCAUAUCCACCGACAAUGGACACAGUUCUGGUACCUCCGUGGCUGGAACAACUUCUUCACACACCUUUCUUCAACGUGUGUCGAAUUCACGCAGACGCAGCUAGGAGUGAAUGUAACAUGUUUUGUCUAGAUUGCAAUGGCGAAGCCUUCUGUUUCUAUUGCCGUUCUUCUCGACACAAAGAUCAUCGAGUCAUUCAGAUAAGAAGAUCUUCGUAUCAUGAUGUAGUGAGGGUGGCCGAAAUUCAGAGGGUGUUGGACAUAAGUGGAGUACAGACAUAUGUGAUAAACAGUGCUCGAGUUUUGUUCUUGAAUGUGAGGCCACAACCAAAAUCUGGGAAAGGAGUUGCUCACAUUUGUGAGAUUUGUGGAAGGAGCCUCUUGGACCCAUUUCGCUUCUGUUCUUUGGGAUGUAAGCUUGAAGGAAUAAAGAAAAAUGGGGAUGCAAGCUUUGCUUUGGAUGGUAGGAACGAAGAAUUAACAAUGGAGACUACCACCACCACCACUACUUCAACUUCAAGAGGAUCGGUCUCAUCAAAUCAGCAAGAAGAAGGAUUGCGUGAAGGUUCAACACAAGACAUGUAUCAAGCCACACCUCCUUCAAACGCAAGGAGAAGAAAAGGAAUUCCUCAUAGGGCACCCUUUACCUCCUAGGGAUGCUUAUUCAUAUUCUCCAAUAUUCAACUUCAUCUCCUCACCACAUAAAUAUAUUUUUAUUUUUUUACUUGUAAUAUAUAAUAUAAUACGACCCUCUUUGGUGGGAAACCUCGUGAUUGUAAAUUUUUUUUCAAUAAAAAAAUGGGAGGCUUUGGAGGGGGGUUUGCCCAAGGUCCGUGAUGAGGGAAAAAAAAAAGAAAGGGUAUAUAGGAAAGUUCCCUCUUUUCGGGUCCAAGAAAAAACGAAUGAAGAUUCAAUAAUGCAGAUUUGUUUAAUGUUUAAUUGUUGUGGGUGUAUGCGUAAUUAAGGAAUAAAAAGGCAAAUCUUUGGGAACUC
Messenger RNA from Vigna unguiculata (cowpea), 1190 nucleotides. Its product is annotated as protein RGF1 INDUCIBLE TRANSCRIPTION FACTOR 1-like. Lineage: Eukaryota; Viridiplantae; Streptophyta; Magnoliopsida; Fabales; Fabaceae. The record is from RefSeq and is a predicted model, not a curated record.